AAACGGAAGUGAAAGCAAGCAGUCCUACAAACAGGAGGCGAUUGGCGGCGCGUUUUAAAGUGAAUGGAUGGCUUUUCCCUUUAGAAAACAACGGCAGCGAUUCAAUUUCUUUUCGCCUUCUACCCAAAGCUGACCGAGCUCUGUGGAUGCGGGCAUUUUCUUCUCAUUAAUUCUGGAAGAAACAGGGGAGAAUGUACUUGGGAUGGCUAAAUUUUGGCUCGUCCUCACAACAUUGGGUCCAAUUUAACCAAAACGCAGUGGAUCCAGGAGUAAAAAAACAACAGAGUGCCAUUUCUUAUCAAAAUGGCCUCUUGAAUGGACUGACACCAUUAUGGGAAAGCGCACAUGUUUCUCAUCAGACACCUGGAGGGAAACAUGUUGGGUACAAAAGGACGUUUGUUGAUAUUCAUAACCCUUCCUGUAAUCCACAAGGAGGGAAUCCUUUCCAUGGAGACGGAUUUCAAAAUGCGCUGAAUAAUUCUUCACUUCACAGUGGCUCUGAUCAUAUGUCAAAAACAAUGUGUUAUCAGGACAAUAUGAGAGAGCACAGAUUUCAGUACAGGCCAACACCACCUACAUCCGAUAGCAACAUGUUUUCUCUUCCUCUUCAACAUAGGGGGAAUGAGGAUUUGCAUCAAGUUUCUAACAAAGUUCCGUCGCAACCUAAAAUAGUCCCCUUUCAACCAACGACUCCACUUCAAGUGAUACAGGGGGUUGCAUCCUCUUCUUUAAACAACACCGGCAUUUCAGUCAACACAACUAAAUACGGACUGUAUCCUUCUGCCCAUACUGGAAGUGCUUCUUUCAAUCUCAAGAACUUUGUUGUAAGACCCCCAUCUACUGGACAGAUUUUGCCGAUUUCCACCUUGAAUCAGCCAACAAAGCAAAUUUCAUCCAUAGUCUUUGAUGGGAGUAAAAAAACAUCCCCCACAGCAGCAGAGAUGAGGCAUAAUGUAAUUGGGACACUUGUGCAGGGAUCCACUUGUCAACAAACUACAACACAGCCAAGUGAACAACAGUUUACCACUGAGUCAAAAGUUGCACAUUUGAAAAAAACGCUUCCACUCCUGUCACAGUUGAUACUGGGCCCUGGAUCAGUGAACAAUAGCACACAGUCAUUAUCAAAUAAUAAACUAAAUGACAGCUCCAGUUCUGCAAGAGUCGUCGCUGUUGUGCAACCAUUGUCACCACAUUGCAAUACGACUACCUGUGCAAGCAAAAGCCCCAAAACACUCAACUUUAAUUUCCCAAUUGUGGACACACAGAACAAGAGUAAACAUGAGGAUUGUUGGAAUUCCCUAGAAAGAGAAAUUCAGCCACCAUCCAACAAAUCUCUGAGUGUGCACAUGUCAGCUACCGGAGAGGCAGAUGACACUCCAUGUGAACGUCUGAGUGUGCAUACGUCAGCUCCCAAACAAUCACAUGACAUGCCAAGUAAAGGCCAUUGUAUUGGUGCAGGUGCACCACAGCAGGUAGACAGUGGAGCUCCAAAAGAGGACAAGGAGGCUAGUAACAAGGAUGCGACCCCACAAAAUGCCAAAGACAGUAGUGUUAAACUGUCCUUUCUCCCAACAACAAAGUGGACCUUGAAAGAAUUAGCUUUGUUGCGUUUAGGACUUGAGAGCCAAGAUUCACCUAGAAGUGCUGAUUUACGUAAACAACUAUUGGUAAUGUUCUGGGGUGGUAGUGUUACAAAUUUGGUUAGUGUUCUUAAGACGAAGUCUCAUUUGGUCUUGGUCAAUCGUGUUCAGUCAUUUUGUGCCAAUAAUGUGAGAGAGGACACUCCUGUCCUGUCACAGGUGGACUCAUCGUUUGCUGAUCAACUCGAGAACUUUCAUAUUCUUAAAGAUGGCGAGGUUUACACAGAACUCCCUUACACAUCGUCAUGGUUGAAUAAAAAUGAACAGCUGGAUGAUAUUGACAAAGAAUUUGGCCCAAAUACUUACAGCAAUGUGAGUGACAACCAGCCAGGUCCAGUUAAAAGAGUCACCAACAUUCCAUCACAGCCAGUUUGUGAGGUUCCCAGACUUGACUUGGAAACAGUCGAGAACGAAUGUAAUGACCCUCUCUACAUAUUCAAGAUUGAGAUUUUGCCACCAGAAGAUGCAAAAGCUAUCUUUGAGCAAGGCCAUGUUGUGAUGUCACAAACUAAACAAAGUGUUAAUCCACCAGAGGAAGUCACAAAUCCUUUUGAUGGUGUGGUAGAUGAGCCAGUCCAAGAGCUACAAGUUCCAAGUGCCUCAAAAGCAGAUAGUCCCAUACAACAUUUCUGCUGCAUUGCCAAGUGGAAAGAAACCAUUUUUGGUUCCAAAACACCACUACAGGACAAAUGCCUGUGCAAGGAAGAGCUAUGCAACCCUAUGAAGAAGCAAGACCAAAUGAACUGUGAACAGUUUACAAUGGAACCUGAUCAUCAAUCUCAUUCACCGGAGGAAGACAUGGAAUCGAAAAGUGAGGAGAAAAUGACCAGCAGCCUUCCUACGAUAGAUUGGCUUGAAAUAUGCAAUGAAAUCAGUGAGACCUUUGAAUUAAAUGAUGAUGAUGAUGAAGAAACAAGUGACCUGGAUGAGGAGCAGCCAAAUGAAAGCCAGCCAACAACUGUAAGCAUAAGCAAAGAAAAUAUCUCCAAUUGUGAGACGAUUACCAAGCACGUUCCUGACAACGAAGAGGGUUGCAACAAAGCUCAGCUGAAAUUUGCACAAAGUUGCCAGUCAAGUGAAAGCCACAUCAUUUCUGAUGAUUGGCGGACUGAAAAUAAAAUUGAGAGUCCGAUAUCACUCAUCGAUGAACAUGGUAAAAAAGCUCCAGUGGCAGCAAAGUCGCCACUGGAAAAUGAAAAAAUACAACGGCGUGCAAAUCCGAGAGAUCAGACAGAUGCCAGUACAACCAAAGCACCAGAAACUAACGAAAGGAAACGGAAGAGACUUAAUGCAAACAGUGUUUUUCCUUACCUGAAGAAGUUGAUGAACAAAAACCUGAAUUCACAUGAAAUCAAAGAGGUUUCAAAAACUAAAAUAGCGCAGAAGAGAACUGUCCAGCUGAAGCUGUUCGGGUCACUAUCACAGGAAAAGGGUGAUUUAAUGAAUCAUUGCAUUGAGUCAACACCACCACCGAAAGUUGUUUGUGCCACGGUUGACAAAACAAACCCCCCUAAAAGUUGCUCAAACUCAGUUAGUUCAACUACAAAAAGGACUUUAUCUCAAUCCAAAACAAAGCUCGGAGCCAAAAUGAAAGCGAUUAGAGACAGAAAAAAGAAACGUGGCUCCCAAAAUCACAAGGAAAUUAUUGGUAACCAACCAAGAAAGUCUUUUAAACAGCACAGAAAAAAGAAUGAAACUGGAACCCCUUCAGAUUUACCCAUCCAGGAGAAUGUCUUGAAGUUCACAGUUUUGCCCAAUAGCUUUAGUUUUGAAGAUGAAUCAACGAGUGAGAAAGAAAGCACAGAAAAUUCUUCAGAUGAACCUCUGUCAGACUCUGAAAAGAAAAGCCCUGAUAAAAAGAGAAGAGUGGAUGUCUGGAGUCAUUUUCCUGUGAAGGAGUUGUCUUCUGUAGACCUUGUUCCUGUGUCCAAAAGCUCUGAUGUCUUUGCAGAGUUUCAGAAGAAAUACAAAGAGAAGUCACAAGCAUCUGUUAAACAGUAAAUAGAGAUACAUCUAAAUGAUUCAUUUGGAAUCUUUUUUGUUUCUGGUUUUGUAUCACAAUUUAAUGCACUGUACAGGAUGUCUUGAGUGUUAUUCACAUUACCUCGACACACUACCUCAUGGCAUUUAUACAUGGUACCUAAUGCCUUAUGUAAACAUUUGUGUAUACUGUAUAUUUUAUAUUUUCCCACGCUCGUAUUUUGGUUUACAUUUCUCCUGUAUUUUACCUGAACCAAAUGUGAUGAUUUAUGUUUGUUUAAUGCAGUAAACAGAAUGACUUAAAGCCUU
Syngnathoides biaculeatus (alligator pipefish) is the source of this 3929-nucleotide messenger RNA. RefSeq lists its product as uncharacterized. NCBI's taxonomy places the organism in Eukaryota, Metazoa, Chordata, Actinopteri, Syngnathiformes, Syngnathidae. The record is from RefSeq and is a predicted model, not a curated record. Bases 192 to 3641 code for a protein of 1149 amino acids. The transcript has 4 exons.